AUGACUUCGACAUCUACAGCACCUCACUUGUCCUCAACCAAACUCACACGAACUGUUGCUGCUGAGCGGCGAAAAAAGGUUUUUUUGGACCAGUUGCCAGAAGAUUUCUUACGUAUCGUGUCGCCAAUUUCAACUCAAAGCCACCAGCAGCAGUCUAUGGUUCCAUUCUACAUUGCGGAUCCCAAUUUAAUUGCUCAACAAGCUCUUUUACAAGCACAGUGUGCGUUCUACAGUUUUGCGCCGCCGAAUACACGUGGUCGUAUUUCGAUAACAAUCAUAGAAGCGAGACUGGUAAAAAACUAUGGUUUGGUGCGGAUGGAUCCUUACUGUUCUGUUCGGGUGGCGAAUGCUAUUUUUGAAACACCAAAAAAUGUAAAUGGUGGUAAAACACCGAAGUGGAAUCGUGUCAUCAAUGCAUACUUACCGUAUGGUGUUGAAUCGAUUUAUCUUCAAGUUUUUGAUGAAAAAGCAUUCACUGCCGAUGAAUGUAUUGCUUGGGCACAUAUAAUACUUCCAAAUGGUAUAUUCGGUGGUGAGGUAAUUGAUGACUGGUAUCAACUUUCUGGACAGCAGGGUGAAGGCAAAGAAGGUGUCAUAAACCUAAUAAUAUCAUUUACACCAGUUUAA
Molecule: messenger RNA, 627 nt
Organism: Cercopithifilaria johnstoni
Lineage: Eukaryota; Metazoa; Nematoda; Chromadorea; Rhabditida; Onchocercidae
Source: the annotation of a GenBank genome assembly